GAGAUCCCGAGUUAAGUUUGAAGACGUUGGUUUGGCGGUAUCGGUUGUUGUUGCAAUAAUGUCUUCAGUUCAGCAUCUGAGAGAGUUCAUCAAGGAGAGAUUAAAUGCUGCUACAGAAGAAAUCUUCUCAGAGUUUGAAAAAACGAUCGUCCGGUAUGAGGAGGAGAUCCGUCAGCUAAGACUGCUUAAUAUCAGACCCGGGAUAAAGUCACACAAUACAGGUCUGGAUGAUCAGCAGGUCAGUGACCAGGAAAGGAGCUCCAGUCUGGACCAGCAGAACACAGAGCCUUCAAAGAUUAAAGAGGAACAGGAGGAAAUCUCCAUCAGUGGGGAAGGAGAGCAGCUUGAACUGAAGCAGGAGGAUGAAGGGAUUCAUGUCUGGACCGGAGAACAGCUGGAUUUGUUGUGGAAACCUGGACUAAAGCUGACCAGAAUAGACCUCCCACAGCAACGUGAUUGUAAGGAAAAUGAGGAACUGGAUGACCUGCAGGUAUGUAGCCAGGAGAGGAACUCCAGUUUGGACCAGCAGGACACAGAUCCUCCACAGAUUAAAGAGGAACAGGAGGAAAUCUCCAUCAAUCAUGAAGAAGAGCAGCUUGCACUGAAGCAGGAAACCAAAAGCGGCAUCAUCUGGACCGUGCAGCAGCUGGGCAUCAUGUGGAACCCUGAAGUAAAGUUGCACAGAAUAGAUUUAAGAUUUCCACAACAUGACUGUAAGGACGAGGAUGGGCUCACAAAUCAGCAGGUCUGUAACCAGUAGAAGAACUCCAGUCUACACCAGGAGGAUCCUUCACAGAUUAAAGAGGAACAAGAGGAACUCUGUACCAGUGAAGUGGAAAAAACGGUUGUUCUAAAGC
Molecule: messenger RNA, 857 nt
Organism: Maylandia zebra (zebra mbuna)
Lineage: Eukaryota; Metazoa; Chordata; Actinopteri; Cichliformes; Cichlidae
Source: RefSeq, a predicted model, not a curated record